AUGUCUCCAUUUCCAUUUUGGAAAAUAUUUGGUUGGUCACUAGUUUUCCUCAUCGUGAUAACUGCGUGCUCAGAAGCUUUUAAGAAUCGUAAAGCAAAACACGCACAUACGACUUUCAAGAAUGUCACUUCAAGACAUCAUGACAAAAGGACUGCACUUCCUGACUUGUUCACUAGAGAUCUGCAAGCCAAGUGGCUCGCCAAAUUGGGCAAAACCCUUUGUCUCGAUAUGUCUACAUCAUUGACACCUCAGGCGGCGAGUACAGCAUUUGAUCCCAAAGCCGUCGUGCAAAGCCUGGUUGAUCUCCUGAAAGAGGAGCCUGGAAUCGACUCUAAAUAUUAUGAAGGGAUAGCCAAACUGAAGGAUGACCCUGAUUUUGAAAGAGUUACAAGGGAGUUUGACGAGGCCGUCAGCGGACAAAGAAAUAUGAUCAAUAUUGGAAAGGACUUGCCGGAAGUACAGCAAGCAGAAUCCCAGACCAUCCUAGAUGUCGGCCUGAGAGGUGAAGUGAUUACUGGAGAAACGUCAGAUAAAGAAAAUGACUUGAUAAGAUACAGUACCUACAUAUCAGGAGCAGGAUCAACCUUUGGUGGAACGAUGGCCGCUUUUCCUCAAACUAUAAAGGACUUAACAGAAGGUGCGAUGGCAGGAAUAAGUUAUCAACAUGAUAAACUGGCUUACAAACUAAAGAAUGGAAUCACAGUCGAUGUCCUUAGACAAGAAAAUGCCGAUGCAAUGAUCAGAAAUAAUAUCCAACCUGAAGUCGAACUACGUCUACAAAGAACUGGUAUGGACGAUAUCCAAGAUGUAGUUGUUUCAGAAUCCUUUGAGAAGAUCAAGAACCUUCCAGGAACCGGACCUGAUGUAGAUCAAACACAGUUGACCCAACAGAAUUUUAAUACCCAAAAGAAAGCGGGAAUACAAAGAGGAAAGCUUAAAUCGACAAAGAUUGGCGAUAAACUUGCGUCGGGGAUUGGUUUUGGAGUCGAGAGUGCUACAACGGGUUUUACAUUAGCACAGGGAGGAAUCGAUGUAAUCGCUGGAAAUGAUGUCAUAAAUAGAGCAAAAACUUUAAGAGAAAGCGACAGUAUUGGUGAAACAGAAUACARUGAGAUGAUGAGGAAUGGUAGACUGCGAGUUGCCCAAGGAACGUUUGGUCUCGCUAGUGGAAUGAAAAAUGUUGUGCAGUUUGCUGGAAAAAGAAUUGAAAAAAAUAUCAUCGACAMAUUARSACAGGCUGGUACAGAYACCUUAGAUCAGCUCAAAMGGUUCGGAUCUGUUGUUGGCGGMGUCAUUUCAGUUGGAACUAGCAUAACUUCAAUGACAAAGAAUGCUAUUGCUGCAAGUGACGCUUCAAAACAAGGACUGACAGGGAAAGCCAUAGUGUAUGGUGUUAUGGCAGCGGUUGAUGGAGUUACAGCUAUUCUUGACGGUGCAAGUGUGGCGUUAGAUUUUGUAUUUCCACCUCUAUCAGCAAUUGUAGAUCUUGUSAGCACCGUCUUACAAGUCAUUAACACAAUUCUCGGUUUCUUAGCUGACUUGGUCGACUGGCGAACAACUGCACAGCGGGUUCGCGACGAAUUUGCACAGUAUACAUCGUCCAAAGCAUUCAAUGACUAUAUUGACAAUAUGGAAAAAACAUACAAGGAUAGAGGGUUUGAUAUCUUCACGUACUACACUGACGCAGAGGCAGCAGGCAUCAAUGCUGACACAGAGACCUUGCAAGCUGAAAAAAUUAAAAUAACCCGAUGUUUGACGACCAAUGCAAAAGAAGAUUUCAACAACCAGGAUCUUCGAGUAGCGUUGGUUUGUGCAACAUCUCUUGGUCAAACAUUGACUGGAAGAGCAAACGACGACGAGAUUCUGGCAGGUUUUGGUCCAGAUGAAGUUUAUGGUAAAGAAGGUGAUGACAUCUUGUUUGGACGAGGGGGUGACGACUCUAUAUUUGGYGGACCUGGUCAUGACUACCUAAACGGCGGAACAGGAAGAGAUAUUCUGUUGGGAGGAGAAGGUGACGAUACCCUUGCCUGCGAACCUGCUGUUGAUGAGCGAUGCGAAGGGCAAGAAGGACGCGAUGUUCUACAAAUUGCCGGUCCAGCUCUGAUUUACAAAGAGUUYGACAGUCAAAAGUGCUUCGUAAUUGGUCCAGAAUGGGAGACACACAUGCAACCCAAAAGGACAUCACCCGUAAAAGGAAUUUACCUAGAUAUUGGAUAUACCUCGGGAUCCGGAUCCACAGCCCAAAAAGGAAGAUCUGGAAUAAGUCUGGGAUCAAGUUUUAAAGGAUGGCCGGAUGGCUUCRUYGAAUUUGUUCACAAACCAGCAUUCGACACCUCGCCUGCCUGUAAUCUUCAACAGAAAUUCCUCGAUUUUUUCAAUGCCAAAGGACCUCAGAGUUUAAGUAAYGCAGAAGAAUUGAAAAACAAAAUGCUAUGGUUUAUGGCUGAAACAGUAGAUAAAAAGUACUUCGCUGAUGGAGUAUCCCUGUACGAAGUGUCCACCUCUACUUCAUCGAUACGAAAGGCUAACAAUGCUAUUAGCRRUCUGAACACYGRCUACGCUAAACUUGAAAACGAUCUAUUAACGGCAAACCCAGCAGACAAGAAAGUUGAAGCUCUUUUGGUAUUUGCAUUUAAGAAGAGUUUUGUGUUUGAUGAUUUUGUACGAUUUUCCGCUGCAUCGCCAGACAAUUUAGAAGUCCUUGCUCACUACAUUCCAACAACGAUGAUUGGUAGUGAUGAGGACAAUACCAUCGACGUAUCGUAUAGUCUUGGAGAUAUGGUGUUUACUGGUGAAGGUAAUAAUGUGGUAUCAGUAGGAUCGACAUUAAACUGGUAUCGUUAUACCGACCUCGAUGUUACAGGGGGAUCAGGUCAAACUUCCGGUUUUUACAAAUGGGCAAAGUACGUCGUUGGUGGUACUGGCGAAAACACUUUGGUUAUCCAGUACAUGCCUCCACCAGGAACAAGUACUGAAAUUCGAAAUUAUGGCCGAUGGGUGCUUCGAAAUACCGACAGCGAAUUUGAUGGUGACAUUAGGUAUUCCCAUGUUCUGUACUUGAAAAAUAUACAAUCAGUCGAGGUACACGCCCCUCCGAAUGACGAACAAAAAAAUAUUUAUAUAGAUGCCAAGUACUAUGAUGGAGCAGAAAGAUACAUUCUUGACCGAACGACAUUUUUCUGGGGUCCUCUUUCAACUGAAAAAGACGUAAUGGUGCUACCAAGAAGAAUCAAGGGCACGAAUACAAUCGAAUUUGGUCCGAAUACAAAAAACACUCUUUCAUUCAAACAUUAUGAAGAUGAAGAAUACAAAAUUCGUGAAAUUAAUAUAUAUCAAGAAUUUGAAACAAAUAAUGGAUGGGUCCUCCCGAAGUCAGGACAAAAAAUAUGGGUGAAGCAUGCACUGAAUGUAAUCAGCUUCUCUUCGUGUGAAAGAAUCAUUGGCAGCAAGAGUGCCAACCUCAUCAUUGCAGAGGGAGGACAGACAACCGUSGAGGSUARAGAUGGAGAUGACACACUAGURAGUGCCCGUGGUAGACACAUUCUGGAUGGRGGAUCAGGUGCRGAUACCUAUUUAGUUUAUGGUCCUACAGUCACAGAUUAUUUGACAAUCUCAGUGCUCAUGGGAGAAGACGGAAGUACCAUUCGAUGUUCAACAACCAUAUAUGGAGAAUGGAAAGAAUCAGAAAAACAGCUUCAUAUCGACAUGUURCAAGAUGACCAUGCCGAAGURCUUUUGAACACUGUCGAGAUUGUCCCAGGAGAAGGUGAACAAGCUGAAAACUUGGGGACUAUCUCCAAAGACAGCGCUAACAGAAAAUUGAUAUUUUCACCAGGCUCAAAUUUUAACGAUUUACAUAGAAACACAGCUAAAGUYGUCCGAGUUAAAGUCACAACGAAAGGAAGUASGGCGACGAUAAAAGAAGARGAUUUUGGAAACCAACUACGUUUUGACUCCAUAACCAGUUUUGAUGACUUAWCUCCUGUGAUUGAAAAURAUAAACUUGUAUUCAAAGACAAGUCCAGCCCACCAMAAACUGUUUUAAUUGACGAAGAAUGGGGAAGAAAACUCAUUAGUGGAGUCACGACAAAUUUGUUUGAUCUGAUUUUGGACUUUGCAAAGCGCUUUUCACUARUAYUAUUUCGAAAAAACGACAAGGAAUUCGAUCGYAUAACACCAMAAGAUUUGGUAGAGGGUCUUUAYGAAMAGUUGAAACAUCAUGAAACUGACCUUGAACAACCGUUUGACACAAUUCUUGAUUCUACAAGUCUUCCAUCUGGUACUGGCCAAGUAAUCAAUGUUGGAAAUGGUGCAAAUGUUGUUCUUGCCAAGACAAGAGGUAAAACAUACAAACUYGGUGACAAAUCGUCUGGAAGCUUCAUCGUCGCUGAUAAGUUCACUGGGGGYUCAGGAAAUGUCGUUGUCGAAGGAGGAACUGAUCGUARUAGCCUCAAYACACUGGUUGUCGGAGUUGGAUCUGGUGGAGUGGUAAACAAUCACUUGGGUCCACAUACGGUUAUCGUUACCGGUGCCACACUGGACGAAUUACAAUUUAAGUGUGAAAAUACUCUGUGUAUCAAGGACUCCCAGCAAAACAAACUUAUUGAUUCAUGGUAUGAUUCUAAUUGCAAGAGGCURCUCUUCAAGAAAGAAGGAAAAACACAGAUUGUAGUAAACGGUCAAGGCUUUCUAACUGAAAAGKCGUUUGGUUCAAGAAAUGCGUAUCCCAUCAUCAUUUCUCAUGGUACCAAUUUGAAACUUAAGCUUGAACUUCCAUUCCAAAAAGACGACGCAGUUAUUGAUUUUAAAAACGACAAAGGCCUUCUGUGGAUCAUUUUCAAGAAUCCGAAUUUAAGAGAUUUCCACUUUUGGCGCCACCCGUACUUGGCUAUUGAGGCAGAAGAACGGCAAUCUGGACAAAUUGAUGCCCAGGUUGUAGUCAAUGCUGUCAAGACCCGGUUCAAAUCUGGAUUAAAGUUCACUGGUGCUGGUGGUGAUAUUUCAAAUUAUCAGAUCUGCCAGUUUGUCAUUGAUGCGUCAAGAAGAUCAAGGCCUAGGUCAUUUACCAUUGCCAAUAUAGAUGACGUAUCAUGUUGAUCGAUGAUAACCAAUGUACCAAAGGUACAACCAAAAAAAGAAGGACUCGAUUUAUAACAGAAUAAACAUAGGAAAUUGCAUGGUGAAUAAAACUUAAAAUUGGAUUGGUGCAAAGAAACAAGCUGCAUGCAAAUAGAAGAUAGAAUAAAAAAGCAUAAAGGCGCAKAAAACACCUGACGAAAAAGGUCGUUGAAAUGGAGCAUGUCGAAGAGAAGAAAGACUGCAUGAUCAAAAACAGAGGUAAUAAUUGUAAAUUCUGCYAGUACAAUCAAUUCAAAUAAAAGCUCAGUUCUGCUGA
Molecule: messenger RNA, 5395 nt
Organism: Exaiptasia diaphana
Lineage: Eukaryota; Metazoa; Cnidaria; Anthozoa; Actiniaria; Aiptasiidae
Exons: 4
Coding region: 1-5097 (1698 amino acids)
Molecular function (GO): calcium ion binding
Source: RefSeq, a predicted model, not a curated record